This is a messenger RNA of Sparassis crispa, 273 nucleotides long. RefSeq lists its product as hypothetical. Lineage: Eukaryota; Fungi; Basidiomycota; Agaricomycetes; Polyporales; Sparassidaceae. The transcript has a single exon. The coding region runs from base 1 to 273 and encodes 90 amino acids. The record is from RefSeq and is a predicted model, not a curated record.
AUGCGCUCUCUCGUGUGCUCAGCGCUGAUGUACACAGCACCUCACCUGCCACCUCCCCCUCUCAUGAGCCCACCACGUCCACCCGCCCGUCCACUCUCCCUCACACCGGUUGAUCUCGAGCUCGAAUGGCAUCUGCAGCAACUCCCAGCCAACGGCGAUCUUGGCUGCGUACCUCGCUCGCGUUCAUCUGACGUCUGCCCCCAUUGGCCUCGCACUCGACGUGCCACUGAACAGCCGCCGUCUGCGACUCCGGGCAAUACCAAUCUCUCGUGA